Messenger RNA from Olea europaea var. sylvestris, 707 nucleotides. RefSeq lists its product as uncharacterized. Bases 115 to 564 code for a protein of 149 amino acids. The transcript has 2 exons. Lineage: Eukaryota; Viridiplantae; Streptophyta; Magnoliopsida; Lamiales; Oleaceae. The record is from RefSeq and is a predicted model, not a curated record.
AAAUAUUCCAUAAGAAUUCCACAUUUCCCGCUUCCUCUCCAAAAACGAAAAAGACAAAAACCGAAAGCCAAAACCUUUCCUUUGCCUCAUAGCGGCAUAAAAAUUGGGGGCCAAAUGUCGGAAUCAGAACCUCCCCGCCGCAAACCAACUCCGCCAUUGCACAAACAAAAUUCAUGGUCCCCACAUACUGUACGAGAAGAGGCGUGGACCAAUCGGAAGAAAAAUUAUCGGACGAAGCGGGGUAAAUUCAGCGUCACAGACGAUGAUUUGGAAGAGCUCCAGGCGUGCUUUGAGUUGGGGUUUGACUUCGAUUCGCCUGAUUUGGAUCCAAAACUGUCGUCUGCUUUUCCGGCGUUAGGGUUUUACCAUGCUGUGAAUCAGCAGUACAGUAAUAGAUUGUCUCGGUCUUCUUCUUCUUCUUUUUCUAAUUGUGAUUCUGUGUCCUCGGUCGAAAGCCCUAGCUCCAUUUUUGAUCCAGAUGAUGAUCCGGCUGUAGUGAAGACAAGAUUGAAACACUGGGCACAAAUUGUAGCUUGUUCGGUUCGCCAAUCUUCACCAAACUAAGUGGGAUUCAUGAUUCAUCUCGUGUGGGAGGAAAGAAGAAAAAAAUUGACAUCUUCAACCAAUUUGUGUAUAUCUAUAUCCUAGAAUUGAAUAUUUCGGGAUUUGUUUUGUAAUUAUACUUUUGGAAUAUUUUAACUUUUUUA